AGUGUUGCAUGAUCGAGAGAGGUAAAUCUUAUUUGGAUUGAAGGGUGAGAAACAAAAACCCAUCGACUCUUAUUUGGAUUUUCACUUUAGAAUCGAGUUUUUCUUUACAGGAGUUCAGAGCUGUGAGAUUAGAAUGGAACUAGCAGAUCGAGCAGUUGGGUUUUUAUUAUCUUUAAUCAGCUUAUCCAUAUUCACUUAUUAUACUUUUUGGGUCAUCAUCCUGCCAUUUGUAGACAGUGAUCACUUCAUACACCAAUAUUUCCUCCCCCAAGAGUAUGCCAUACUGAUACCAGUGUUUGCUGGAGUGGCGCUUCUCUGCUUCUUAUGCAUAUUUAUUGGGUUAGUGACACUCAAAUCCAAAAAGAAGAAGGCAUGAUGAAUUUAUGUUGCCGUUCUGAUUGCUGUCCACAUCUUUUCAGAAACACCAAAAAUCCUAAUUUUAUUUCUCAUACUUGGUGGUUUAUGUUAUUUGGAUUGGACUUCUGGAAAAUGAGAGCAGCUUACAAGAUUUGCAUUUCUGUUUUACUGCUAAUAUUGACUUGAACAUAGCCGGUUAUAUGAAAGCCUAUUCGUUUUUCUCUAUUUAUACUUUACUGAGAAAUUUUUGAUAUACAAUUGUGGUACAGAAUUUUAAUGGAUAAGGAAUUCAAUCUGCCAAA
This is a messenger RNA of Mangifera indica (mango), 659 nucleotides long. RefSeq names its product dolichol-phosphate mannose synthase subunit 2. The transcript is spliced from 3 exons. Gene Ontology annotation, molecular function: enzyme regulator activity. The coding region runs from base 134 to 376 and encodes 80 amino acids. NCBI's taxonomy places the organism in Eukaryota, Viridiplantae, Streptophyta, Magnoliopsida, Sapindales, Anacardiaceae. Gene Ontology annotation, cellular component: dolichol-phosphate-mannose synthase complex; endoplasmic reticulum membrane. The record is from RefSeq and is a predicted model, not a curated record. Gene Ontology annotation, biological process: GPI anchor biosynthetic process.